AUGCUGCGUGUCAGGUACGCGAUACCAAGUCUGCUUGCAAUCCUUGUCUUCCACACCGCCGAUGCAGCUCUGAGCAGUGGCAAGAACACAGCAAGGGCAGUGCAUGCUGCGGCGGCAGCACAGCACAGCACAGCAAGAGCACGUUUCCCUCACGGCGAACAGCACCACAUCUACAGGAAAAAUGUUUCUGCAGCGGAGGCUUGGACGCCGUGCCACCCAGACGCCUACCCACCAGGGGCAUGGGUCUCCAGAUCAGGCGGCAAACAUGGCGCCUCCAGCUUUGGCUCGCACUUGUACGGCACUGCCAAAGCGCAGCGCUUCAUUUGGGCUCACCAGCACCCGCGCAACUGCACGGCGGCCAAGUUUCUGCUAUACCCGCCCAGUCCCUCCGGCAUAGGCUCCAUCCUUCAUCACAUGGGACAGGCACUGGCGCUGGCAAUACAGCUAAAUCGAGUGAUGGUGGUGGCCUACUCACCUGACUUCCCUUACUACAGCAAGGCCAGGUGUGGUGUGGAGGUAAGCUUUGAGGCGUGCUACUUUGAGCCGCUGUCCUCAUGCUCAUGGAGUGACGCCCUCGACGGCGUGGCCCGCCGCAACAUGCCCUCGAUCAACUCUCCUUCACAGGUCACGGACAACAACACCAAAACAGUGCAAUUUUCUGGAGCGUUCACUGCUCCUGACUACCAUUGUCAGGACGACAGCGUGCCCCCCCAGUUGCAUGCACUGCUGAGGGGGGGUCCCAUCGACUGGGCCAAGCGGCACUACUGGUGGCGAGCGCAGAGUGUCGCGUACAUCGUCCGCCCCAAUUCGCGCACCCUUGCUGAGCUGGCGGCGCGCAAACGGCGCAUCUACCCUGGGCGCCUGAUCAGGCGCAGCACCCUCUCCGUGCAUGUCCGCCACGGCGACAAACACACUGAGACGCCGCCUGUACCCGACCAGGCCUAUCUUGCCCGAGCAAAUGAGGCAAUCAGCCUGGUAUGGCAGCCGCGCAAGACUGGGAAGAAGGGUGACAGCGGUAUCAGGCGGCCAUCCAUCUUCCUAAGUACGGAGGACCCGGCAACGGUGAAAAUCUUUACGCGGCAACCCCAGUGGGACGUCAGCUUCACAAAUGUGCCGCGCAAGCCGGAUGCAAAUCGCUCGACGCUGGCCUACGUGGCAGAGAUCGGGGGCGACGAAGAAAUGCUCAAUUCGCUGGUGAACCUCGAUUUGGCACUGGAGUGUGACGCCUGGAUAGGCACCCUAUCGUCCAAUUGGUGCCGGCUCAUUGACGAGCUCCGCGCGACGGUGCGCUGCAAGGCGCAUGGGACGUAUCUAGACGCGGAGCAGGAAAAUCCGCCGCAGGAUUUAAACUGGUGAAUCACAUGGUGCUGGGCCAACAGCAUGCUGUUGCAUUUACUCAAUGCAUGACAGUACUUUUCUCCCAAAAACUGUCCAUUAUAUAUCUAGUGACACAUCAAGUUGAAAGUUGCGCCAUGGACCAAACCAUGUGCCACACUCUGGCUUUUGUGCCAUGUAUCAGCCUGGUACCCAGUACCAGAUUGACCUGAGGUGUCAGGUCAAUCUGGAAACCAGGGUCCAUAUAUGUUGUGACUUUUGAGGUGAAGGUUGAGGAUCACCCUAAAUUAUUCAGGGUUAGGGUAAGGGAUAGGGGUCACGGUCACAGGUUGAUCUCUACAGGUCCAACCAAGUUGGUGAUGACAUUGCCAACGGGGGACAUCAUGUGAUAUAUCUUAUCACCUGUACUUAGAUAUAGAACCCUUGUAACCCCAAAGGGACUGUGAAUCAGGGAGGUCUAUAUCUAGCAUCUGUACCUCUUAUGAAAGGAAAUGUUGUGACACUCUGAAACCUACAGCGCUGUGUCACUAGGGUAGCUGUAGGUUGAAGAGUAACAUUAAGGACUCCUCGGAGGCUUGUAAGCUUACAAGAGGCGGUGCUCAAUUUAUGAUCCAAGUGGAAGUGAACAUUUUGCAAAUAUUUCAUUAAUGAAUCAUAAUGAAUCAUUAAUGAACCUGAUUACGUUGUAAUCAUUACGAUG
Coccomyxa subellipsoidea C-169 is the source of this 2035-nucleotide messenger RNA. RefSeq lists its product as hypothetical. NCBI's taxonomy places the organism in Eukaryota, Viridiplantae, Chlorophyta, Trebouxiophyceae, Coccomyxaceae. The record is from RefSeq and is a predicted model, not a curated record. The coding region runs from base 1 to 1356 and encodes 451 amino acids. Gene Ontology annotation, biological process: protein N-linked glycosylation. Gene Ontology annotation, molecular function: alpha-(1->6)-fucosyltransferase activity. The transcript has 8 exons.